Arabidopsis lyrata subsp. lyrata is the source of this 878-nucleotide messenger RNA. RefSeq names its product CCG-binding protein 1. Gene Ontology annotation, biological process: pollen tube guidance. The record is from RefSeq and is a predicted model, not a curated record. Gene Ontology annotation, cellular component: nucleus; cytosol. The transcript is spliced from 3 exons. Lineage: Eukaryota; Viridiplantae; Streptophyta; Magnoliopsida; Brassicales; Brassicaceae. The coding region runs from base 52 to 645 and encodes 197 amino acids. Gene Ontology annotation, molecular function: mediator complex binding.
UCAAUCCUUAUCCACUUCACUCCUAGUUUCAUAAUAAUAUCUUCAGCAGAGAUGAUAAAAUCAGUGACUCUUCGCUCGUUUCAUCUCCCUAUUGAGUUUAACGACACCAAAUUCGCCGCACCGUCGUUUCCCCCCGCGAGAUCCUUCCCGGUGGUUCGUUGUUCAAGCACCAGAGACGUCCCUAAGCUUGAACUCUUCAGCCGCGGAAAAUUCGACCGGAUUCUUCAAGAUCCGCCUCUAAUCGAAAAAGCCGAAACCGAACUCUCAGAUUACUGUUCGACGCUUGAAGGUGAUGAUUCUUACAGUUGCUGGAGAGCUUACUUUGAACUCAAAGAUCUCGAAAGAGAGAAGCCUAAGGUUGAAGUUGAGAAUUUGAUUUUGCAAACAGGCGGUGUGAAAUCGCUAAUCGGGUGUUUACAUGGAGUUGCGUCAAUGGAGAAAGACAACAAAACCAAGAAUGGUUUAAAUAGAGAGAAAGGAAUGAAGUUGCAUAUUCAUAUUCCUGAUGGUUUACCAAAAUCUGAACAAGAAUUGGAGGAAGAAGAGAAAUCGAAAAUGCCGGAUUCCGCUUUCACUAGGUUGCUUAGAACUAAAGGAACUAUCCCUGCUUGGUUCUCUCACGCUCCUGAUCACGAAACCGACUGAAGUGGAUUACGGUACCUUUAGAAAGUUGUUUUCUUAUCACACUUAUAUGUAAAUAUAGUUCUUGGUUUUGCUUUAGAUCAUAUAGUGUCCUCUUUGUUUAAGAUGUGAACAUAUUGCCAUAGAAAUGUGGUUGUUAUUGCUUGAUGUUCGCGAAUGUUUUCAGUUUGUUUAAUGCCGUGUGCCUAUUAUAGUACUACGCGGUUUUGGUUUACGAAGAGAUUUCUAUUCUUGAU